This is a messenger RNA of Aureobasidium melanogenum CBS 110374, 627 nucleotides long. RefSeq names its product A1pp-domain-containing protein. The record is from RefSeq and is a predicted model, not a curated record. The coding region runs from base 1 to 627 and encodes 208 amino acids. Lineage: Eukaryota; Fungi; Ascomycota; Dothideomycetes; Dothideales; Saccotheciaceae. The transcript has a single exon.
AUGGCACCCAUCAAGACGCUCAAAGAGAUUCCAACUCUCACAAGCCUGUACAAGCUCAAACACCUAACGCCCGCCGCUUCAACAGUGUCAGGCGCCAGCAGCGCGUACAACGACAGAAUCUGUGUCAUCCGCACCGACAUCACAAAGCUAGAGGUUGAUGCGAUUGUCAACGCUGCCAACGAGUCUUUGCUGGGUGGAGGUGGUGUCGACGGCGCCAUUCACCGUGCAGCUGGCGAGGGACUCCUGCGCGAGUGCGAGAAACUUGAUGGUUGCGACACUGGUGACGCCAAAAUCACUGAUGCUUAUGAACUGCCAUGCAAGAAGGUCAUCCACACUGUCGGCCCCGUCUACUGGCGAACCAAGAAGCAUGGAAAGCAUACCAGCCUACUCCAAUCAUGCUACCGUCGCUCGCUCGACUUGGCUGCAGAGAACGACUGUAAGAGUAUCGCAUUCAGUGCUCUGAGUACUGGCGUCUACGGUUAUCCUAGCAAUGAGGCAGCAGCUACUGCUAUUGGAGAGGUCAAGAAGUGGCUCGACACUAACGAAAAGGCCGACAAGCUCGAUCACAUCAUCUUCUGCAACUUCAUGGAAAAGGACGAGGACGCCUACUACGAGUGGCUGCCGUAA